Molecule: messenger RNA, 1771 nt
Organism: Lycium barbarum (goji berry)
Lineage: Eukaryota; Viridiplantae; Streptophyta; Magnoliopsida; Solanales; Solanaceae
Product: probable polygalacturonase At1g80170
Exons: 10
Coding region: 428-1570 (380 amino acids)
Biological process (GO): carbohydrate metabolic process
Molecular function (GO): polygalacturonase activity
Source: RefSeq, a predicted model, not a curated record
ACCAAACACCUUUUGUCUAGUUCUCCUUUUCUUUUUCAAGAUUUUCACAUUUGAUGAAGUAAAACUACUUCAUUGGUAAUUUGACUGCCUAAAAGGUGAACUUUUGAAGAUCGGCGCUGCAAAAUUUAUUGCUGUAAAGAUGAAGUCUUCCUGUCAGAGUUUGGGGAUCUGGAUGUAGAAGACGGUGAUGAAGCAGAGUUUGAGGAUUUGGAUCGUGGCAACAAGAUUCUUGUCAAUGUGGAUAGCUUUGGUGCAGUUGGUGAUGGGGUUUCAGAUGACACCAAGGUUUCUAUUCUCUACUCUUUAAUUCUCCUCUUCUAGUGGGGCGGACAACAUAGACGACCAAUGCAAGCUUUUCUUGAGUAGAUUAUUAGAGCUGCAUCUGUGGAAUUUGCAAGUUACAUUCAACCACUUUGUCAUAUGUUUUAUGAUAUCUCAGGCUUUCGUUGAUGCGUGGAAACAAGCUUGUUCAACACGAAAAUCAGUCUUCUUGGUCCCUGCAGGACGCAGUUAUCUAGUAAAUGCAACAAGGUUCCGAGGGCCUUGUGUGGGCAGAUUGAGAGUCCAGAUUGAAGGAACUAUAGUAGCACCAGGUGAUCCUAACAACUGGGAUUUUACAAAGAAUGGACGAAUUUGGCUUGGCUUCUUUAACUUGACAGGAGUUACUUUGCAAGGAGGAGGAUUUAUUGAUGGGUCUGGCAGCAAAUGGUGGGCAGCUUCCUGCAAGAAGAACAAGACUAAUCCUUGCAGAGCAGCACCAACUGCAUUAACUAUAUACGGGAGCUCGAGUAUAAAGGUGAAGGGCCUAACAAUCCAAAAUGGCCAACAGAUGAAUUUCGUCAUUUCUCGAUCAGAGUCCAUACGUAUAACUGGUGUUACGGUUUCUGCUCCUGAAGACAGUCCUAAUACUGAUGGAAUCCAUAUAACUGAAUCUACAAAUGUUGUACUCCAGAAUUCCAAAAUUGGAACAGGUGAUGAUUGUGUCUCUAUUGUCAAUGCUAGUUCCAAUAUCAAGAUGAAGAGAAUUUACUGUGGACCUGGCCACGGAAUCAGCAUCGGGAGCCUUGGUAAGGACAACUCUGUUGGUAUAGUUACUGGGGUUGUACUUGAUAAUGCAUUUCUCAGAGCUACCACAAAUGGUCUGCGGAUCAAGACAUGGCAGGGAGGAUCAGGUUAUGUGUGUGGAGUGCGCUUCCAAAAUGUAAUGAUGCAAGAUGUUUCCAAUCCUAUCAUCAUUGACCAAUUCUAUUGUGAUUCACCAAAGUCUUGCCAGAACCAGACAUCUGCAGUCGAGAUAAGUGAGAUAGUUUACCGGAAUGUUAGUGGUACUUCAAAGAGCAAAAAUGUAAUCAAAUUUGCAUGUAGCGACAACGUGCCUUGCAGCCACAUUGUUCUGAACAACAUCAACUUAGAGACCAGAGAUGGUACUGCUGAGGUCUACUGCAACUCUGCCACAGGGAUCAGUUAUGGUUAUAAUCAUCCAUCCGCAGAGUGUCUCGACUCCGAUGACAAGAAAAUUAAGCAGAAAAUGGAAUCAAGGGAAAAAUACAUCGUUCAUACUGAGCUAUGAAUUGCCUUCUACAUGCCAUCAUCACUCCAACCUGACGAUUUAUUGUAGCAGAUAUUUUUAAUAUACAUCUUGUAGUUUAGUGCUUACUGAUUUGAGUAAUCUCAGAUUCUGAGAUUCCUAACUAGACAAGAUAGCAGCUGUAUACUGUUCUACAGGGAUUCAUUAAAAAUAUUUAUAAAUACGGAUAUAUUUUAUACUUAA